AAGGGCAGGCUGGUAAGAGUGUAGCCUUUUCCCCUGGAAUUCUUUGGACAAUACUUUUGGGUCCUCAUUGGAGUUGUAAAGGAUGGAAAAAAGCACAGCGCACAAAACGCAGACGUCCAAAAGGGCAGACGGUCACGCGGACGACAUCGCCAAGGUACCCGACGAGGAGCUGCUCCUGUGGGGCAAAGACGAGCUGGUGAGAUGGUUGCGGAAGACCGAGGCUGAGAGGAGAGGCGUCAUCGUGGAACACGGGAACCUGAUGCGGGAAGUGAACAGAAGGCUCCAGCAACACCUUAAUGAGAUACGGAGUUUGAAGGAUGUGAACCAGAAAUUGCAGGAAGAUAAUCAAGAGCUUCGAGACUUGUGCUGCUUUCUGGACGAUGACCGUCAGAAAGGGAAACGAGUGACACGAGAGUGGCAGCGCCUGGGUCGCUACAGCAGCGGUCUGAUGAGAAAGGAAGUGGCCAUCUACCUGCAGAAGCUGAAGGAGUUGGAGCAGCGGCAGAAUGACGUGAUGCGAGAUAAUUUGGAGCUGAAGGAGGUGUGCCUCAUGCUAGAGGAGGAGAGGGCUGCUGCUGUCGGACAAGAGGGGUCCGGUUGCAGGACGUCCAUUGACAGUCAGAGCAGCCUUUCACAGCUGGGGGGCGGGCUACCUGCAUCGGGUCUACUACGUGAUGUUGGUGAUGGAAGCAGCACUUCCAGUACAGGAAGCACAGACAACCCCGAUAACUUCCAGCAUAAACCCUCACCAUCGGGUCCCAGUGCUAGCCCCAGAUCCCUGGAACCCCCUGACAGACUGGGGGUCAUGUGCGAUUCCACAGGCAGGAGGCAUAGCUCCACUCCAGAUUACCACACAUUUCCCCAGCCGUGCCGCCCACGAGGGGGAUCCCUCACCAACCUGGACCCUCAAGACUUUGGAGGACGCAUCCCGGAAAAGCACAGGUCCCCCAAAAGGCAACCAUGCGACUCCCACCGCAAGGCAUGGUGCGAAAAGGGCAUGGCCAAGUCCAGUCCAGAGUUGAGUCAAAGACACCGCUCAGAUAGCACUAUGGGGGCAAGCUGUGGGAGUCCUGAGGCAAAAAAAGCAAUACUUGGAACACCUGAGCAUCUAAGAAAAGGUAAAGUGAUCGUGGGCAGUCCAGAAUCUAUACGACACCAUCAUCACUAUAAAACUAGUCCUGGGCUGGAAUACAGCAAGGGAGGGAAUAGCGGAGGCUCCCCGAAACGAGACAUGGUUCACAGGAGGGCUGCUGGAGAGGAGAUGUCCCCCCAACACCAGAGUCUGUACAACGUUCUGAUAUCUGCUGGCUGCUGCACCAACUCCUGCAGGAGUGUAAAGCUUUGGGACAGCUUUGAUGGCUCCUGA
Syngnathus typhle (broad-nosed pipefish) is the source of this 1366-nucleotide messenger RNA. Its product is annotated as coiled-coil domain-containing protein 85A-like. The record is from RefSeq and is a predicted model, not a curated record. Bases 83 to 1366 code for a protein of 427 amino acids. The transcript is spliced from 5 exons. Lineage: Eukaryota; Metazoa; Chordata; Actinopteri; Syngnathiformes; Syngnathidae.